Molecule: messenger RNA, 589 nt
Organism: Fukomys damarensis (Damara mole-rat)
Lineage: Eukaryota; Metazoa; Chordata; Mammalia; Rodentia; Bathyergidae
Product: interferon-induced transmembrane protein 3
Exons: 2
Coding region: 112-474 (120 amino acids)
Biological process (GO): response to interferon-beta; host-mediated suppression of symbiont invasion; response to type II interferon
Cellular component (GO): plasma membrane
Source: RefSeq, a predicted model, not a curated record
GGAGGGUGGCCACUAAACAGCAGCCCUGCCAGAUCCAAGCUGCUGUCCUCUUACCACAAACAGUUCUGAUCAAGCCUUCUUCAUUCCCAAGAGGUGUACCUGCCAAGCUAGAUGAUGCCCAAGGAGGAGCAUGAGGUGACCGUGCUGGGGGGACCCCACCACCCAGCUCUGGUGACUUCCACCAUAAUCAACAUUCCGAGUGACAACCCUGUGCGUGAUCAUGUGGUCUGGUCCCUCUUCAACACGGUCUUCAUGAACACGUGCUGCCUGGGUUUCAUAGCCUUUGCCUACUCCAUAAAGUCCAGAGACAGGAAGAUGGUGGGCGAUUUGAUCGGGGCCCAGAGCUACGCUUCCACCUCCAAGUGGCUGAACAUCAUUUCCACGGUUCUUACCAUCAUCCUCACUGUUGUCUUCAUUAUUGUAUAUUCCGCAGUCAUCGUGGCAGUCUUCCAACGCCUGUCACAGCGCUAUUAGUCUUGAGGCUUCCUUCUCUCACAGCUGCUCUGGCCCUGGGCCAGGCCUUUCCCUGUACCCCACACCCUUAGCAACUGUCCACAAUUGGGCUCAAUAAAGUGUGUGUUCCUACAGU